Cordyceps fumosorosea ARSEF 2679 is the source of this 492-nucleotide messenger RNA. RefSeq lists its product as hypothetical. The record is from RefSeq and is a predicted model, not a curated record. Bases 1 to 492 code for a protein of 163 amino acids. The transcript is spliced from 2 exons. Lineage: Eukaryota; Fungi; Ascomycota; Sordariomycetes; Hypocreales; Cordycipitaceae.
AUGCAAUUCAAGACCCCCAUUUUUGUCCUCGCCGCCAUAGCCGGCGCCUCCGCUUUUGCCAUCCCCGAGGAUCUCGAGGACGGCAUGUAUAGCGUCAACCUGGUCGACGGCGAGCACAUCUGGGAGAAGCUCAGCGAAGCCCCCGCGGCCCCCGAGGAAAGCACCCCGAACGAGGCCCGCGAGGUCGUCCGCGAGCUCACCACCCGCGACGACCGCCUCCGCUGCGGCUGCGUGAACCGCAUGUCCGCCGGCGAGUGCAACGUGGUCAGCAAGUUCGCCGGCGUCGUCGCCUUUGUGUGCAACACGCGCGCGUCCGACGCCACGGUCUACCGCCAGCAGUUCGCGGACGCGUACAGGAUCAUCACGGACAACUGCGGCUAUUACAUGGCCGGCACCCUGGUGGGCGACGUCAACAUCGGAUACAUGCGCUUGUGGGAGACGAACAACGACGUCUGCGCCUCUGCCCUCUACUCGAACAACCAUCACUGCUAG